This is a messenger RNA of Guyanagaster necrorhizus, 831 nucleotides long. RefSeq lists its product as uncharacterized. Lineage: Eukaryota; Fungi; Basidiomycota; Agaricomycetes; Agaricales; Physalacriaceae. The record is from RefSeq and is a predicted model, not a curated record. The transcript has a single exon. Bases 1 to 831 code for a protein of 276 amino acids.
AUGUUCCUCUCGUUUUCGUCCGCCACCGUUUCGUCCAGGAACGGUAACUGUGCUGUCGCUUUCCUCGCUCAAUUUCCAACUGAUUACCCCGUUUUCAAGGCUUCCCUAGCUGCACCUACCGAUAGGCCUGCUUCGAUCCAUCGCGUCUCUGAAGAUAUCCUAAAAGAAAUCUUUACUAGCUUGAUUAACAGCCUGAUUCUUGCUGUGGACGACUAUCAUGGUGACCACUUUCCGUACAGCAUGCUCACUAUCUCUCAUGUGUGUGUCCAUUGGAGAGACGUAGCAUAUUCCCUCGCUUCCUUGUGGUGUUUUAUCUUUAUUCCAUUUCGAUACUUGAUAAAAAGAGACGAGGACUACCAAGAAACCCGGGAGGUUGAAGUAUCGAUUCCCGCAGCGCUUAUCGAGUUUUCUCUUCGGCGUGCAAAGGAGGGCCCAUUGUCUGUUUUCCUGUUCCGGAUGCACGAUGACAUGCUGAAGACAGGACAACCUAGAAAAAAUCACACGUUUGCUGUCAUGUCAUCACUCCGUUCUACGGCGCCUCGCUGGCGCGAACUCUACAUAUCUAUCAUUCCCUCUGGAUUCAAAGAUUUUUACAAGAUCUUCCAAGGACUAAAAAACCUUUCAUCUCCCGAACGACUAACCUGCGUAAAGCCCUUCGACGUAUGGGAAUUUCGUGCAUUCCUCACCGCCGUGAACCUUCGCUGGUUAGAUCUCGGAGAAUACGUCCGUCCAAAGCAACCUGUUUCGUUCCCUCACACCAAAUCCUCCACCUCAUUCUUCGAACGUUCGAUCUUGAGUACACGGCCGUAUUCCCCAAUGUCAUCGAUGUGA